Messenger RNA from Lolium rigidum, 1202 nucleotides. RefSeq names its product transcription factor GTE4-like. The record is from RefSeq and is a predicted model, not a curated record. Gene Ontology annotation, molecular function: protein binding. The coding region runs from base 265 to 933 and encodes 222 amino acids. NCBI's taxonomy places the organism in Eukaryota, Viridiplantae, Streptophyta, Magnoliopsida, Poales, Poaceae. The transcript is spliced from 5 exons.
CUCGUCACUCCCCAUCUCGUGAGCCAGUCCUGCGGCGGCAAGAAAUCGACGCGCGGCGCCCGGAGACCAGAGGCGGCGGUGGUGGCGGAUCUUUUCUGGACGGCAGCGGCAGGUAGCCAGGCAAUGCGAGCAGAAAUAGAAGAAUUUGCGGUCAUGUGCUUCUGAAAAGGAAGAAACGAGAGCAGAAAAAGAGGGUUAUAAAGAUUGCUACAUUCGCCGUGUAAAAUUGCCCCAAAACUGAAUCACAAAAACCCUCUUGGCCCUAUGCCGCCCCGAAGGCUUCGCGAAUCGCCAUCACCGCCCUCGCCGAUUCUCCCCAAGAAACCCAAGAGCCAUGCCGGUGCCGACCUUGCCCACCCCCUGGAGCGCAUCCGCAUGCUGCUGGACAAGUUGCUGCAACACGAGGACGGGUGGGUUUUCGCCAAGCCGGUGGAUCCGCUCAGCCUUGGCCUGAGUGACUACUACUCUGACAUACCCGACGCCAUGGAUCUUGGCACUGUCAGCUGCCGCCUUGAAGGCAAUCGCUAUAUGGACCUGCACUCAUUUGCCAGAGAUGUGAGACUUACCUUCCACAAUGCCAUGGUCUACAACGACAAGGGCGAUGAUGUGUAUGAGAGCGCAGCCGAGCUCUCUGAAAUCUUCGAGUCAGGGUGGGCCUCCAUUGAACAAGUGCUCCCAUCGCCGCCAUCAAUCACCGACCGUAGGAUGAAGCUCAAGAAUGAGCUGCCACGGCUGUCGGAGGGCUUGCAGAGGAGAGCAGUCAUUAUUAUGAAGGACAUAAACGCGUGGCUUCAGGAGGCGAAUGGGAGGGUUCAGGUGGAUUUCGAAAAGGCGGACGAGGCAACUCUUGACAAGCUCGAGCGGCUGGUUCUCUUGGGUGCCAUGCAGCAGCAGGUGCACAUGCAAGGUGACAAGGAUCGGCACAACACAUAAGUCGAUAUUGGGUGAGUGAGAAAAGAGAGCACCGGGGAGAAAGAUAUAUGGUGAGGCGCAGACGCAGGAACUGGAAUAAAGAUGUUGGUGCUCAUUCUGGUGAUGUGUUACAAGAUGUUUGUUGCUGUUAGCUAUUGGAGCACCUGAUGGUUAUUAUUUUGUUCAGAAUUUUAGAGCAGUUGGUAAACUAAUCAAUUGCUUAUGUAGGAGGACAAGGUGCUAUUUUUCUUAAUUAACAGUUUAACUUUUCGCCUUAAGGGUACUUUGCA